Molecule: messenger RNA, 1950 nt
Organism: Paramecium sonneborni
Lineage: Eukaryota; Ciliophora; Oligohymenophorea; Peniculida; Parameciidae
Source: the annotation of a GenBank genome assembly
CCCAAAUUUGCAAGUAACUAUUUUUCUAUGAAUUCUAUGCUCUAACCUCCCAGAUUACUUAAAUAAAUUUCUCCUUCAUAAUUUAGGAGUUUAAAUUAAUUAAAUAUUCAUCAUGAAAGCAAUGAAGAUAAAGCAUUUAUGACAAAAUAUGUUUAGAUCUUAAAAAAGAAUGCGAAUGGAUAGUCUAUCACCACUACAAAAAUUAUUAAUAUUUUGAAAUUGCAUUAGUUACUAAGGAAUUAAGAAUAACUAGAAACAUUGAAAAAAUAUUUUGAAGAUUAUUUUCCAUAUAUUGGGUAAAAAAAUUAAGUUAAAUAAAUUUUAGUAAAUUUAAGGAUAAACUUGAGGGUAAUAAAUGUUUAGACAUUUUUCGAUUUAUGACAGUUGAAAAAUACAAAGCUUUUAAUGUAAUUUUUCGUUAAGGAGAACCAGGAAGAAAAAUGUAUUUUUUACUAUCAGGAGAAGUUGGAAUAUUUGUUCCAAAAUCAAAACAAAGUUAAGAAAUUUAAAAUUUGAUUUGCCAGUAUUAAAUAAAUAAUAUAGCUAAGUGAUUUUAGGGAUAUAUAAGAAAUUUAAUUUUAAGAGUUUAGAUUGGUUGCCAUGAAAAAGUUUGGAGAAGUCUUUGGAGAAAUUGCAAUAGAACAAAGAGUUUCUAGAACUGCAACAGUAGUAGCUAAAACAGAUGUUUUUGUAGCUUAAUUAUCAUAUGAAAUGUACUAAGAUGUAAUUGGAAAACAUUAGAAUGAAUUGACUGCUAAAAAGCUAUAAUUUAUUAAUACUAUUCCACUAUUUUAAGAUUGGGAACAAAAAUAAAAAUUAAUAGCUUUAUCUAGCUUUGAAUAAUAUACAUCUCUAUGCGGAUAAAGUAUUUUCUAAACAGGAAAUUUAGAUGAAUAUAUUUAUUUAGUUGUAACUGGAGAAGUUGAAAUUAUUAAAUUUAAUAAGGUUUAAUCAAGUUUAUCUUAAAAUUUAGUAACAAAGUUUUAAAUUAUUGCUGUCAUUAAUUCUGGCUAAUUCUUUGGAGAUUAUGAACAUAUAAACAAUAUUCCUAAUAGAAUUACUUAAGCUAAAGCAAGAAUGGAGACUGUUUAUUAUAAAAUUAAAUAUAAUCUUUUUAUUGAUCUUUUAGAAAUGUAUGGAAAUGUUGAAGAAUAUAAAAAUUCUUAAAAGAUUAAGUUUAAUAUUUAGUAGAAUUUAAUUAAUAAUGUAUAAAAUUGGAAGAAUGAUAGUUAAGAUGAAUAAUAUUCAUUAAAUUUAGAUCUGAAUCAAUUAAAAACAAAUUACUAUCAAAAUUAGAAAAUAGAGAGACUAAAAACCUAAUUAAGAAAAUAAAUAUUUAAAACUGAUGAUAAAAUUAAAAAAGAUUAUUAUAAAGACCAACUUAAAACUGUCAAUUCAACUUUAAGUAUAAUUGAAACCAUAUAACUUAAAAAAUAUUCUAAUUUAAUACCUCAUAAACAUAAUUUUUUUGUUAAUGAAGAAAAUUGCAUUUCUUCUCCAAAUCGCAAAUGUUCUCAAAAAUUUUUUAGUAAAGUUUCUGAAUAAAGUGAAGAAAGAAAAGAGGAAAAAAGGAAAAAUAUAAGUAAGUUUAUAGAUAAAUAAAUAAAAUAUCAUUUAAAUAAGAAAUAUAAAGGAAUGAAUCGAAAACAUACUAAAAGUCAUAAUAUUUAAUAAGAAUAAUCAGAUUCUAUAUCCCUUUCAAAAAUCAUCUAAAAAAAAGUUGCUUAACUUAAUUUAACUAAAUCAUAUGAAAAGAUAUAGAGAACAACAUCUGAAAAUGCUUUAAAAAAAGAAUUAAGCACCCCUAAAACUCAAUUAUCACUUCAUAUUCGGUCUUAUCAUAAAGAAAAUCUUACUACUAAUAGAUCAAUAUAAUUUAAAUCAAAUAAAUUAUCAUAAAAAAAAAAAGAUAUACAAGAGUUCAAAUUUUAGAAAUUGAUUUAAUUUUGA